AUGUCUGUCACACUCCAUACUACCCAGGGAGACCUAAAGGUCGAGCUUUUCUGUGAAGCUGUGCCCAAAACAGCAGAAAACUUUAUCGCUCUCUGCGCAACCGGCGCAUACAACAACACGCCAUUCCACCGUCUAAUGCCCGGCUUCAUGAUUCAAGGCGGCGACAUUUCCCUUGGACCAGCAGCAAGCUCAUCAACUGGGAGCACGAAACCGAUGCUUCCCUUCGAUGAUAUUCCCAAAGGCGGUACCUCAAUCUACCACCCCUCGGCACUAAACCAAGAAAUCCACCUCCCAGCCCUCCGGCAUAAUACGCGCGGAAUCCUCUCUAUGGCGUCUAGGCCGGUCAAAAACCAGACUACACCCGGGUCCCAGGGAGCUACAGGUUCUACAAUCAACGGAAGCCAGUUUUUCAUCACUUUUGCAGCGGCGCCGCACCUCGAUGGAACGAGCACUGUAUUUGGGAAGGUUUUGAAUCUAACGGCACAAGACGAGGGAGGUGACAUUCUGACGAAGCUGGAAAAGGCGAAUGUUAAGGUUGAUAAGAAGGGAAGGGUUGUUCAACCUAAGGAAGGUGAAGAGACAGAGUAUGAGGCGUUUCGGAUCAACAAGGUGACGAUUCAUGCAAAUCCGUUCGCUACAUGA
Molecule: messenger RNA, 642 nt
Organism: Aspergillus puulaauensis
Lineage: Eukaryota; Fungi; Ascomycota; Eurotiomycetes; Eurotiales; Aspergillaceae
Gene: cyp5
Product: putative peptidyl-prolyl cis-trans isomerase
Exons: 3
Coding region: 1-642 (213 amino acids)
Biological process (GO): protein folding; protein peptidyl-prolyl isomerization
Cellular component (GO): catalytic step 2 spliceosome
Molecular function (GO): peptidyl-prolyl cis-trans isomerase activity
Source: RefSeq, a predicted model, not a curated record